CUUUUUCCAAGCAGAAGCAGAGAUUUGUGGACAGCGAGCUGGAGUGAAGAGAUCAACUAAACCAAAGCAUCACUUCAAGAGCAGAGGCACUUUUAAACUCAAAGCUCACUUACCUUCAACGUUCACCAUGCUAGAGGACCAGAAGACCAAGGUGAAGAUCACCUUCCUGGUUAUCCUGGUGGGCAUCUCGUCCAUGUUGGCGGCAGUGGUGACGGACCAUUGGGCGGUUCUGAGUCCCAGGGUGGAGCAGCUCAACACCACCUGCGAAGCGGCCCACUUUGGACUCUGGAGACUGUGUAAAAAGAGUAUCUUCAUUGUGGAGGAAGACCCUGAGGGCAAAGGCUGUGGCCCUAUCAGCCUGCCAGGAGUCAAGAACUGCUCAUACUUCAAACACUUCACAUCAGGGGAAGAGGCUGAAGUUUUUGAAGUAAAGACUCAGAAAGAGUACAACAUCUCAGCUGCUGCCAUCGCCAUCUUCAGUCUGGCCUUCAUGACGCUGGGCAGUCUCUGCCUCCUGGGGGCUUUUGGGAAGGGUAGAGACUACCUACUGAGACCAGCUGGCAUGUUCUUUGCUUUUGCAGGCCUGUGUAUCGUCAUCUCCGUGGAGGUCAUGAGGCAGUCGGUCAAACGCAUGAUCGACAGCGACGAGACCAUAUGGAUCGAGUACUACUAUUCAUGGUCCUUCGCUUGCGCCUGCGCCGCCUUCACCCUCCUCUUCCUCAGUGGCCUCAGCCUCCUCAUCAUCUCCAUGCCACACAUGCCCAGAAACCCCUGGGAGACCUGCAUGGACGCCGACCCGGAUUCCAUAGACUAGUGUAGCGUGCACCGCCGAGUAAGAGCGCAACGCAACUGACACAGGAGUCAUACUAGCAGUGUGAAUGACAAUGAGAUGCAUUGACGCAUUGCAUUUAUAGAUGAUGAUAGUGAUGCAUUGAUAUUUUUAACUAAGCACUGACACAGUCGUCUAAUUAUUACAAGGAAUAGGUCAUCCAAAAUUUUUAUUUUUUUCAAAAAAAUGCGAAAUUUUUCUUUCUUCGAAAAAUUCGAAAUUUGAAACUUUCUUCGAAAUUUUGCAAAAUCGUGUAAUGAUUUGAAGGUGAGUAAAGUAAAUGAUGACAGAAUUUACAUUUUUGGGUGAACUAUCCCUUUAAGACCCACAUCUAAUGUGAAUUUUGUAUGUUUUAUUGUAUUCAGAAACCAUUUUUAUUUGCAUUCAUGCUUAUGCAAUAGAUGACAGCUUAGAAUGUAUUUAUACGUUUCCAAUCUGUCAUUCCUGAAACGGUGACAUUAAAUGUGCUGAUAGAUGAAUGUAAAAGCAUAUUGGAUCAGCAAUGAUAUCCAGAGAUGUAUGAUCAGUUUCAGGAAAUGCAGAUUGCACUUUAAAGUAAGGUAAUCAAGUACAGGUUCAUAAUUCCCAGGUCAUUUAAGAUGUGAUAUAUUCCUUUAGUAAUGUCACACUUGAACUUCCUGCUCUUGAGUGAGUGAAUCUCAGUGAUCCUCAAGAAAGACUGUUAAACAUUGUAUUUGUUGAUGUUUUUACUAUUGAAACAGGACAUGCUGAAGAUCAUCUUUUUUUAAAAUAGCCAAUAGCUUUUCAAAAUGUGAUUUACUACUUGCUAGUGUUAGAUUGUAUUCAUAAUUAAGAGGGAGAGAUAUUCUCAAUCUCAUUUGAUUGUAUAUGGUCCAUUUUCCAAGAUGACGAGGAUAUCAAAUGUGUAUGUAUCUGCUUUAUGUUAUCAAGGAUUGUACAAAUCCACAAAAUGUUCAUAUAAAUUCAUAUAGGACUA
Messenger RNA from Pimephales promelas (fathead minnow), 1787 nucleotides. RefSeq names its product calcium voltage-gated channel auxiliary subunit gamma 1b (gene cacng1b). Gene Ontology annotation, biological process: regulation of calcium ion transmembrane transport via high voltage-gated calcium channel; calcium ion transmembrane transport. Lineage: Eukaryota; Metazoa; Chordata; Actinopteri; Cypriniformes; Leuciscidae. Gene Ontology annotation, molecular function: calcium channel regulator activity; voltage-gated calcium channel activity. Gene Ontology annotation, cellular component: membrane; L-type voltage-gated calcium channel complex. The record is from RefSeq and is a predicted model, not a curated record.